Molecule: messenger RNA, 3952 nt
Organism: Colletotrichum scovillei
Lineage: Eukaryota; Fungi; Ascomycota; Sordariomycetes; Glomerellales; Glomerellaceae
Product: glycosyl hydrolase family 31
Exons: 2
Coding region: 201-3137 (978 amino acids)
Biological process (GO): N-glycan processing; carbohydrate metabolic process
Cellular component (GO): glucosidase II complex
Molecular function (GO): alpha-glucosidase activity; carbohydrate binding
Source: RefSeq, a predicted model, not a curated record
CCAAACGUCACCAAUUCCUCCCACCCAACCCGAUUCAAAGUGUACCAAAAACCACCACAAACGCGCGACGCGAGAGCACCACAAAGAAGAAUCGCCUUCUUUCUGCUCUCAUUCCCAUGUUCGCUUCUUGAUUCCAAAAUUCCUCCUCGCACUUCAUUCAAUCCUUUCGGACGAACACCCAAUCGCCACACCCCUCCGCCAUGGGGACCAUCGGCAAGUCGUCCUACAAAUGGACGACCUUCUUUGGUCUACUGGCGGCACUUAGCUGCAUGAUCCAGCCCGCAGUCAUGGUUAAGGAACAUGACUUCAAGAAGUGCGACCAAUCUGGCUUCUGCAAGCGCAAUCGCGAGUAUGCCGAUCACGCCGUCUCCCAGUCCUCGACCUGGGCCGCUCCCUACAAUAUCCUUCCCGACUCUGCCUCCCUCAAAGACGGCCAACUCCAGGCUGUAAUCCUCAAGACCAUCAACGCUGCCCAGGAAACCGUCCGCCUCCCAAUCACCGUCUCCUUCCUCGAAUCAGGUACUGCUCGCGUAACCGUCGACGAAGAGAAGCGCCAGAAGGGAGAAAUCGAGCUGCGAAACAACAGCCCUGUCCGUAAGGAGCGCUACAACGAAGCCGAGAAGCACGUCAUUGUUGGUGGCUUGAGCCUCGACAAGGAGGCCAAGGUCGCCUACCAGGAUAAGGACCAGAUCACCAUUCAGUACGGCCCUUCCUCCAAGUUUGAGGCUGUCAUCAAGUUCUCGCCCUUCAGUGUCGACUUCAAGCGUGAUGGAUCUUCCCACAUCAAGCUCAACGAUCGCGGUCUGCUCAAUAUGGAGCACUGGCGCCCCAAGGUCGACAAGCCCGCCGAGGAAAAGAAAGAAGGCGAAGAGAACGCUGAGAAGGCUGAAACCAACGAAGUCAAGCAGGAGGACGAGAGCACCUGGUGGGACGAGACUUUUGGCGGCAACACCGACUCCAAACCCCGUGGUCCCGAGAGUGUUGCCCUCGACAUCUCAUUCGUCGGAUACGAGCACGUUUUCGGUAUCCCUGAGCAUGCUGGUCCUCUGUCUCUGAAGGAGACCCGUGGCGGCGAUGGCAAGUACUCUGAGCCCUACAGACUUUACAACUCCGAUGUCUUCGAGUACGUUCUCGACAGCCCCAUGACUCUUUACGGAGCGAUUCCUCUCAUGCAGGCGCACCGUAAGGACUCCACUGUCGGUGUCUUCUGGCUCAACGGCGCUGAGACUUGGAUCGAUAUCACCAAGGAGAAGGGCUCAUCCAACCCCUUGGCUCUUGGCGUUGGCUCCAAGACUAACACGAAGACCCACUGGAUCUCAGAGGCCGGCAUUCUCGACGUCUUCAUCUUCCUGGGCCCGACCCCCAAAGACAUCUCCAAGACCUACGGCGAGCUCACCGGUACCACCGCCAUGCCCCAGGAGUUCUCUCUCGGCUACCACCAGUGCCGCUGGAACUACAUCUCCGAUGAUGAUGUCAAGGACGUUGACCGCAAGUUUGAUAAGUUCAAGAUUCCCUACGACGUUAUUUGGCUCGAUAUUGAGUACACCGAUGGCAAGAAGUACUUCACCUGGGACGCCGACAUGUUCAAGGACCCUAUUGGCAUGGGCAAGGCUCUUGAUGAGCACGGCAGAAACCUUGUGGUUAUCAUUGAUCCCCAUAUUAAGAACGAGGGGAAGUACGAUAUCACCGAGCAAAUGAACGCCAAGGGCCUAGCCGUCUUGAACAAGGAGGGCAAGACUUUCGAAGGUUGGUGCUGGCCUGGUUCUUCUCACUGGGUUGAUUGCUUCAACCCCAAGGCUGUCGAGUGGUGGAGUGGCCUCUUCGACUACUCCGCUUUCAAGGGCACCAUGGAGAACACCUUCAUCUGGAACGACAUGAACGAGCCCUCUGUGUUUAAUGGACCUGAGGUUACCAUGCCCAAGGACAACAUUCACUACGGAAACUGGGAGCACCGUGAUGUGCACAACAUCAACGGCAUGACCUUCCACAACGCUACCUUUGAGGCUCUUCUCACUCGCAAGAAGGGCGAGCUCCGUAGACCUUUCGUCCUUACCCGCUCCUUCUACGCUGGCUCUCAGCGUCUUGGUGCCAUGUGGACAGGAGACAACCAGGCGUCGUGGGAGCACCUGGGCGCUGCCGUUCCCAUGAUUCUGAACCAGGGCAUUUCCGGAUUCCCCUUUGCUGGCGCCGAUGUUGGAGGCUUUUUCGGUAACCCCGAGCCUGAGCUGAUGGCACGCUGGUACCAGGGCGGAGCUUUCUACCCCUUCUUCCGUGGCCACGCUCACAUUGAUGCCCGUCGCCGCGAGCCUUACAUGCUUGCGGAACCGUUCAGAGGCAUCCUCACUGCCGCCAUCCGCCUUCGCUACAGCUUGAUGCCUUCGUGGUACACAGCCUUCUUCCACGCCCAUCGCGACGGAAGCCCGAUUGUUCGCCCCAUGUUCUGGACGAACCCCACGGAGGAGUCUGGCUUCGCCAUUGACGAUCAGCUUUUCGUCGGAUCGACUGGUCUUCUCCACAAGCCCGUUGUUGAGAAGGACAAGGAGUCUGUCGACAUCUAUAUCCCUGAUGACGAAGUGUACUACGACUACUUUACCUACGAGAAGCUCUCCACCAAGAAGGGCCAGUAUCUCACCAGGGACGUCGCCCUUGACCAGAUCGCGCUUCUGAUGCGUGGUGGCCAUAUCUUCCCUCGCCGUGACCGCCCCCGCCGUUCGGCUAAGCUCAUGCGCUUCGACGACUACACCCUCGUCAUCAGCGUUGGCAAAGACGGUCAGGCCGAGGGUGAGCUGUAUGUCGAUGACGGAGACUCUUUCGACUUCGAGAAGGGUCAGUACAUCUACCGCAAGUUCAAGCUUGACGGCAAGACCAUUGCAUCCUCUGAUGCCGAGGGCCGUGACUCCAAGUCCGUCAAGGAGGGUUCCUGGCUCAAGGCCAUGAAGGAGGUCUACGUCGACAAGAUCAUUGUUGUCGGCGCUACCAACCAGCUCAACAAGAAGGAGGUUACUGUCACAUCAGAGGGCAAGAGCUGGACUGUCCCUGUUCAGUACCACGCUGCCGAGAAGGGCUGCGCCGCCUACGCAGUUGUAGGCAGAGUUGCUGCCCGUGUUGGAGAGGACUUCAGCAUCGCGUUGGCUUAGGACUGUCCAAGGAUACGAAUUCACCGUCCGAGGAUGAGGAGACAUGCUUGAGUUGGUGCAACACCUGUCACGUGCUUCGUCGUUGGAUCUUUCGCCUGAGAUGUCCUGAACGGCAGAACUCGACGGUCAGGAGACGGGAAGACGACGGAGACGCCUGAGCGGCGAAGCACACUAAGAAUAGAGACAGUGAGCUCCACAGAUCGCCACAAGGGCUGAUGAUUGAGAGGCUUAACAAGUCAUUAGAGCGCUCCAUUAGAGAGAAUUGACGAACACGUUCAUAAAGAUUGCUUCACUUGAGCAUAUCCUCCUUGCCCCUUCGUGACUCCAUGCGAUCUCGGUUAGUUAAUCUAGAACUGGGGCGGUGGCUUGGGGGUGGAACGGUGCAACAUCCGUCGGGGCUCCUCCGCUGCAGUGGAUAGACUUCGUGGAGCCUCAUUCCCAAGAUUUUCCGCUCCCCUCCGCCCCCAACUUCCGCCUGGAAACAAUCCACGAUGGCGUGAGUUCUGGCUCUGGAACCCACCUUGUCCGGGGGGCCUGUUAAGCUUCAACCGAGAACACAGCCUCGCUCGCUUGCGAUGGACUUGAUUUCCCUGGUGGAUCUCUGCAUGGCGAGAUGUUCAGGGGUAGUGGCUACAGCCUACAACCAUCUUGUCCUGGACGACGACUUUGUUUCUGCGCUGGGAAGGGCUCGCUCAAUGCGCCGAAGAUUGAGGUCAACCCUCUAGAAUGAGAGCGUGUUGCUCGCCUAGCUGACUCUUACUCCAUAGGUAAUCCGACCAUCGACUCAUUGUCUGGGGCUAUCUGCGUUCGGAUUC